UAACCCAAGAUGUGCGAUAUUAUAUUCGUAAAUUGUCAGCUUUAAACUUUCAAGAACUAGUUAAUGAAUUAGAAACCGUAGUUAGUAAUUUACCGAUUAAAGAAAAGAAAUCAGAAGAUGAAACUGUUGAUUUAACCUCAUCAUCAGCAUGA
Messenger RNA from Racocetra persica, 152 nucleotides. The record is from the annotation of a GenBank genome assembly. Lineage: Eukaryota; Fungi; Glomeromycota; Glomeromycetes; Diversisporales; Gigasporaceae.